Molecule: messenger RNA, 3037 nt
Organism: Stegodyphus dumicola
Lineage: Eukaryota; Metazoa; Arthropoda; Arachnida; Araneae; Eresidae
Gene: Oseg6
Product: intraflagellar transport protein Oseg6
Biological process (GO): cilium assembly; intraciliary retrograde transport
Cellular component (GO): cilium; intraciliary transport particle A
Molecular function (GO): protein binding
Source: RefSeq, a predicted model, not a curated record
UCUCGAACGCUGUCCCACCUCGGAAUGCCUAGUAGCAAGGAGGUUAGAAUAUUCUAUUCUAUUCCUCCUUGCCUAGUAGCUCAACCACACCACUAUGCGAAAAUACAGUUCUUCCAAAUUUUCCGCAGCUGUAUUUGUUUGAAUGUUACUGGCAGCACUUGUUGUAGCGGUGUUUUCGUUUUGUAUUCAUUUGAACAGUCGUUGCUAAGGCUGAAAGAUGAAGAGAGUUUUUACAAUUCCAAAGAAAUCACAUGGAUCUGGAUCUUUAUUGUUUUCAUGGCAGUCUGUUUCUGGAAACUAUCUUGUUACAACUGGCCUUGAUGAAGUUAUUAAUAUUUUUGAUAGACAUGGAGAAAAACAACAUGAAUUAUCUCUUCCUGGAAUUUGCUGUGGUAUAUCUUGGGAUAAAGAAGGCACAAUUCUUAGCAUUAUAUCUGAGCAUUCAAAUACAUUAAUUCUAUGGGACUCAAAUACUAGGACAGUUUCUCAUGUGGAUUCUGGUCUGCGUGAUCCAUUAACAUUAGCAGUAUGGUCAAAAAGUUCACCCUUGCUUGCUAUUGGUACGAUGAAAGGAAAUCUGCUCAUUUACAGUUAUCGAACAUCAAAAAAAGUAUCUAUCUUGGGAAAGCAUAGCAAACAGAUCACUGAUGGUUCCUGGAGUCAGCAAAAUUAUCUUGCUCUGGUAGCCAGUGAUAAAACAUUUACCCUUAGCAAUGCAGAUGGUGACACUAUGUAUAGAACUCAUUUGAAGGGCGAUCCAUCCAAAGUGCAGUUUUCAUCCAUGAAGCAAGAUGCACCUGGGGGUGGUGAAACCACUGUGAGCCUGAUAUUGAACAGGAAAUCUCUCUUUUUGUUGAAUAUACAUGAUCCAGAAGAUCCUAUUAUUUUAUCAUUUCAAGAGAAAUAUGGCAGUGUUGUUGAUUAUUGUUGGCAUAGUGAAGGAUAUAUUUUAUUAGGAUUCUCCUCAGGAUUUUUCAUUGUGCUUUCAACACUACUAAAAGAAAUUGGUCAGGAAAUGUGCCAUGUUCAGUGUUUUACUAAUAACCUUUUACAUAUGGUUGUAUGUACGUCUGAUUACAAAGUUAUUGGAUGUGGCGAUGAAAACAAGCUAAAGACCUAUGAUAUCAGAAACUUACAGGACAUGCUACAUAUGGUUACUGUUGAAGAUGAACAAGUAAUCAACUCAAUGGAAUGGAGUGAUGAUGGACAGCUGUUAGCUGUAUCUGGAAAGGACGGGAAUCUCCAUGUGUAUUUAACUAAGUUACCUGUUCUAGGUUCUGCAUUUCAUCAAAAGUUAGCUUUUCUCAGCUCACUGUAUGAAGUAUCAAUAUUCAAUGCUGCAAACAAAAAGAAUGAUGUUAAAAAACUGAAAAUUGAUAUUGAACCCAAAUUUAUUGCUCUUGGGCCUUUUCAUAUUGCUAUUGGCAUGAAUAACAGGGCUUGGUUUUAUAGUUUAAGUGAUUCAGGAGCUGACUUUCUCUAUGAUAGAGAAUAUUUAAGCACUGUUAAAAGUUUGAAUUUAAAUAGUGAUUAUGCAUCUGCAUGUAUUGAGGGGAAAAUUCAGCUUCAUACGAUUGAUGAACCCAACAUACCUUGUAUGGAAAGGGAAUCAAGAAUCUUCCCUGAUGCUGAUCAAAAAAAUACUAUUAUUACAUGCCAUGCUCUGACAAAUGAUUUUCUUAUAUUUGGAACUGAUACUGGAUUGAUUCAACUUUUUUCAUUGAUGGAAUGGGAAUUCUCAAUGUCUGUUAACCACCCAAUGAAUACUGCUAUCAAAUUUUUGUGUGCAGACCUUCCAGGAACUCGCAUGCUUGUAAUAGAUGCUAAAGGAUCUGCUCACAUUUAUAAUCCAAUAGAUUCUAGUCUUUUGAGUGUUCCUAAUUUUCAAACAACUGCAAGCACAGUUCUGUGGGAUCAUGAUGCAAUGUAUAAGGGUGUUUUCAUUUCAUUUGAUGAAGAGAAAGCUGAUUCUUUCAUCUACAUCCGUGACAGUAUAGAAGGUAGCAAAGUUGAACUGAUUCAUACAUUUCCUAAAAGUGAUUUAUAUCCUGCAUUGCUGGUUGGAGGGGAGCUGAUAUUUCUUACUGCAACAGGGAAAACAUCAGUUAUGUCUGUUCCUGGUCAUCGACUGGAUAUUUAUAGCAAUACCCAUGAUCCAGAUAUUCUGUUAAAUAAUUUCCAGUCAGCCUUGAAAUUAAGAAGGUUUGACCAAGCUUACUCUCUGGCAUCACUCAUGAAAGAUGAAAAGUACUUUUUAGAACUGGCCAAUGCAGCACUUUAUAACUUUAGACAUGUGUACAGUGUUAUGAGAUUAUUUCUUAUGUAUUCAUUAGCCUCAAGAGUUUUUGAAAAACUUGGAGAAGGUAGUGGAGUCCUGACGUUGGAAGGAAUUAAGGAAGUUGAAGAUAUCAAGUUAUUAUCUGGUCAUAUUGCUGAAUUUUUUGUCAAAAACUAUGACCUAGCUGAAAGUCUGUAUCUUGCUUCCUCCAACCCUUGUGCUGCAUUAGAAAUGCGAAAGAGUCUUUUUCAGUGGGAUUCAGCUCUGAAAUUAGCUGAAACAUUAAGUCCUAAAGAAGUUCCUUUUAUUUCUAAAGAAUAUGCUGAGCAGCUUGAAUUCACAGGUGAUUCUGUAAGUGCUCUUCAUCAUUACGAAAAGGCUUUGCUUGACGACUCUCUAAAUGACACUGAGACUUUGCAUCAAAACAUAUGCAGAGCUGGUAUUGCUAGAACUGCAAUCAGGUGUAGCGAUUACAGAAGUUCAUCUAAUAUCUGUAUUAAGCGUUCGGUUUGGGGAGAUAUUGCUAAAGUGUUUGAUCCCUUAGGUUUCCUAGGACCUGUAAUCAUACGCGCUAAGAUGUUUCUGCAAAGACUGCGGAUUUUACAUCUAGAGUGGGAUGGUCAACUUCCUUUCAAAGAGCGACAAGAGUGGGAGACAUUUCAAAAUGCUUUACCAGAGUUGAAACAAAUUAAAGUCCCUCGUUGCAUUCUAAUAGAAUCAGUUGAAGAAAUUGAGCUCCACUGUUUUGUUGAUGCAUAA